UUUUCAUUUUUUUUUUUUUUUAAAUUUCAUAUCUAAUAGCAUGGAUUUUGCUCUCCACUAUCCCAAAAUGUUGUGUGUGUAAACUUGCAAAUUAAAUCAUUAUCCCUUAUUCAUACCUGCUUAGAACCAUGUGUUUUAUUAAUAUUUGAAAUAUUAUGAUUAGAAAAUAAGGAAUCUAAAAAGAGACUUUCACUUCGUGGGGCAACACACAAGCUGAAAGCAGAGGCUCUCCGAAGGUACAGGCUUAAGCAUGAUCAGGAGGAUGCAUCUGAGACAGAAUCUUCAUUGUCUGUCUCAGAAGAUUACAGGACUCAAACUCAGUCAGAUCAAUCAGAGGAGGAGAAUGUAGAAGUAAGAAGGAAGUCAAUGAUGGUUAUAGAAGCAGGAAAGAUAAACAAGAGUAAAGAUUCUUUGGUAAAUGAAUGCCAGAUAAGUGAAGCAGGAGAAAAGAAAACAGAGAAGCAGAAUAAGGAUGCAGAAGAAUCCAUUCCGAAAUUGCCAAAUGAUAUGUCAUUUAGAGGUGAUGAUAAAAAGGGGCCUUCAAAACAGAAUGAUUUGUCAGAUGCAAGGAAAAUUUGUCAACAGAAAUUUCCAUUGAGUAAAGGUGCAUCCUUUGAGGCAUCAACCAAUGAACUAGAUGGAGAAUUUGGCAAGUCCGAAGUAGAGGUGCUGGGAAGCAAAGGUUUGGAGCUAAAUGUACAAACUCCACGCAGUGAGUCCUUGAAUGAUGAAUUGAUGCGAAGAGGUAAGGAUGGAGGUCAGGAGGGUUCCCCGGCAGAGAAAACAGAACCUGAAGAGAGUGACAAGGUGGAGCCUCCUAUCCAAACAACAGAGCAGAGCAAAGACGACAGUCCAAAAAAGGAGGAAAAUAAAACUGAGGAGGUCAAAGAGGGACAAGAGUCUGGACCUGUAACAGACAAGGCACAAGAGGAAAAGGCAGAUGAAACACAGGACAAAACAGAUGGAGAGAAAAAGGAGGAACUGAAAGAAUCAGAGGGAGAGAAAAAAGAGGAACAAAAAGACCCAGAGGGAGAGAAGAAGGAUGAACAAAAAGAACCAAAGGGAGAGAAAAAGGAGGAACAAAAAGAACCAGAGGGAGAGAAAAAGGAGGAACAAAAAGUCUCUGAGGGAGAGAAAAAGGAGGAACUGAAAGAACCAGAGGGAGAGAAAAAGGAUGAACAAAAAGAUCCAGAGGGAGAGAAGAAGGACGAACAAAAAGAAACAGAAGGAAAGGGAAAGGAGGAACAAAAAGAAGCAGAGGGAGAGAAAAAGGAGGAACAAAAAGAAGCAGAGGGAGAGAAAAAGGAGGAACAGAAGCCAGCACAGGAGUUGGAUACCAAAGCAGGUGACAAUGCAAAAAAAUCUGAAGAAGAAUCAACUGAUAAACCAACAGAGGAAAAUAAAGCAGAAGAAAAAACAGCAGGAGAGAAACUAGAAUCAGCAGAUGACCAGAAAACUGAAGAAAAGGCAGAUAAGGAAAAAGCUAAGGAUACGGCAGAGGAAGAUACAACCCAGAAUGCCACAGAGGGAGGUGAAGAUGAUGAGAAAGAGAAACAAGCUAAAGAAGAAGAGGAAGAGAAAAAGAUACCAGAUGACUUUUUCUAUAACUAUGAAGACUUUAUCUCCCAGCCUCAGAUUACCGAAAAUUCAGGCUUACCUAAAGACUACUUAAAUCUCAUUCAUUCAUUUGGUUAUGAUUGUACAAAGCGUCAUAAUCUUCACCUCCUGGAUGAGAGAACGGUGUGUUUCGCUGCCGGAAACUACAUCAUGGUUCUGGAUCUACAAACAAAGGAACAGAAAUACUUUCGCAGCACCAGUGGGGGAGGUAUUGGUGCCAUCACAGUUCAUCCCUCCAAAAAGUAUUUUGCCGUUGCUGAAAAGGGAGAAUCACCAAACAUCAAUAUCUUUGAAUAUCCAUCACUGAAAUUACAUCGAAUUUUGAGGGGUGGAACAGAACGAUCAUACUCCUAUGUUGAUUUUAAUCCAAAGGGUGAUCUGCUGGCCUCAGUAGGAGGAGACCCAGAUUAUAUGUUAACUAUUUGGAACUGGAAAGAGGAGCAGACAGUAUUGAGGUCCAAGGCUUUCUCGCAGGAAGUGUUCCGUGUCACUUUCUCCACGGAGUUGGAGGGUCAACUGACCACAGCUGGUACCGGACACAUAAGAUUUUGGAAGAUGGCAGAUACUUUCACUGGCUUAAAACUGCAGGGAGAACUUGGAAAAUUUGGGAAAACGGAAAUUUCUGAUAUUGAAGGGUAUGUCGAACUUCCUGAUGGUAAAGUGUUGUCUGGGACAGAAACUGGAAACAUGCUGCUCUGGGAAGGUGGCCUGAUCAAAGUGGAGAUUGGACGCAAAGGAAAGAAAACAUGUCAUCAUGGAUCUAUUCAACAAAUCCUACUGGAUGAAGGAGAAUUGAUGACUAUUGGUACCGAUGGAUAUAUAAGGGUAUGGGAUUUUGAGAGUGUAGACACAGCUGAUGUGGCAGAUGAGUCUGGUCUUUUUGAAAUGGAGCCAAUGAAUGAACUCCGUGUUGGACAUGAUGUCCAUCUGAAGUCCAUAUUGAAAUCCACUGAUGCUGAAAAUGAGGUCUCAGUGUGGUAUGCACAGGAUGCAAAUGGAGGUAUAUGGAAGCUGGAUCUAACAUUUUCUCACACAUCGCAAGCUCCAGACAAGCUCUUUACCUACCAUGCAGGAGCCAUUACUGGUUGUGAUGUUUCACCUCUCACCCACAUAGUAGCCACCACAGGAGUGGAUCACACUGUCCGGGUGUUUGAUUUUCUACAAAAGAAACAGUUAUGUGAGAAGAGGUUUGCUGAUGCAGGAACUGCUCUGAUUUGGGCACCACAAAUUGUUGAUGCAAAAGCCAAAACCAUCAUUGCUGGAUUUAGUGACGGAGUGGUCAGGGUUAUGACCAUUUCCAAGGCCAGUGAGGACCAAGCACUCAAAAAACACAAACAAGACAUUGACCUUGACCUCGAACAGGUCUUCAAACCCCAUAAUAAGGCAGUUACCUCCCUUGCAGUGAAUGACAAAGGAGAUAUUCUCGCUUCAGGGGGUGCUGACAACACAAUAUUUUUCAUGACAAUUGGAACAAAUUAUGAGCCAAUAGGAUUUAUUGAGAUCCCAGCAGCUGUCAGACAGAUUCAGUGGUCCCCCUCAGCUUUUAAAAAGUCCACCCUCCUUGCCUUCUGUGAAGAUGGGCUUGUGCUGGAGAUUGAUUCACCAGAUGGCGCCACAUUUGAUACAUCUAAAACGUUCCAUAUCACUGGAUUACCCAUGAAGUCAUUCACAUUCAAAAGUAUCAAGUCUCGCUUACGUCAUGAAGAAGAACUGGAGAAGAAGAGAAUUGAGGAGGAGGAGAGGAAGAAAAAGGAGGAGGAAGAAAGGAGGAAGAGGAUAGAGAGAGGACUGGAAACAGAGUCUGAACAAGGAGAUGUGGAGGAAGAGAGAAAGGCACCAGAGCCUGAAUGGAAGCCUUACAUUCCAUCAGAACCAAGUCCAAUCAUGACUGGGUUCUACUCGGAGGAAGGACAAUUCUGGCUUUCCAUGGGAGGCUUUGACUCUGGAUAUCUGUAUGAAUAUAAGUUUAUGUCUGAAGGCCAGAGGUUGGCAUUACCGGAAGAAGUCCGAGAUGAACCAUUGCAGUCGAUUCCAGUAACAAAUUCCAAUGAUGUUCCAGUUACAUUCAUGCAGUUCAGUGGUAAUGGACGACAAAUUUUAUUUGGUAUGGAGGAUGGUAGUGUUAGAAUUCAGAGUCUGGAGAAGGAAUUCAAAUUGGACGAGUUUGGUCCCCACUGGAAGCUGAACUUGCAUGACAAUAACUAUGGACACAUUGUAAAACUGGGGGUCAGUCCAGAUGAAAAGAUGCUUCUGUCAGCUGGAGCUGAUGGCAACUUUUUCCUGUAUGAUAUAAUGGACCAAGAGAAGGUGGACCAGAAAGUUGCAGAAGCCAAGGCCAAACUUCCCUCAGCAAAGAAAUCUGGUGACCAAGUCAAUGUUGAUGAUAUUGAUGAUCCAAAUGCGUACAGUAUUGAAGAUGCAAAACAAAAGGCAGAACAUGAUAAAAUGAUGAAACUAGCAGAUGAGAAGAAGAAAGAAGUCCGUCGCCAGAUUGCCAAGCUGAGGAGGCAGUUCAAAAACAUACUGGAUCAAAACGAAGGAUUACCUGUCCACCUGCAACUGAAAAAAGAGGAAUUUGAACUGGACAGGGAAAUCAAACUUGAACUGGACAAACAGAAAACUGAUCGAAUUGAUUUGGUGAGAAAGGAAUUGGCAUGGGAGGCUGAAAAGCAGAGGAUUGCACUAGAAAAGCUCAGGAAGAGGUACAAAGAUGUAGUUGAAUGUGAAAGGAUAGUGGUGAAAGCCUUCAAAACUCCACAUGAAGUUGCAAGCUUUAGGGCUGCCAAAUUAUCUGAUGACUUCUACCAAAUGAAGGCAGAUUUUGAGAGAAGAAAAACCAUGACAAUGAUGAAGGAUGACAUCACCAGAGAUCCAACCAGAGACCUGCUAGGAGGUAAAGCGUCACACUUGGAUGACCAUACUGGAACAGGUGGGAAAUCAGGAGAUCAGACUGGGGCCAAAGUGACCACAACCCUGAAGGGCAGUAUGGGUGAGAGGAUCAACAAAGCUCUUCACAAGGUGGAGGAGAAAAAACAGAAAAGAGCUGCAAGGAGAGCUCAGUGGGAAGAAUUAUUUGACACAAAGCCUGAUGAUGACUACGAGGAUCCUGCAGAUGUUUCGGCCAUUAAAGAGGCCAAGGAUAAUAUGGGAGACUUCAAAUUGAAAACAGCCAAGAACUAUGUUGUACCUGAUCACUUAAGGAUGAAUGUGGAAAAGGCCAGGGGACGACUACUGAUCCUGAAAGAUCUGAUACAUGAGCACAAGUAUCAUUUCAAUCUUCGUCUGCUGAAAAUAAGAGACAAGAAGCUGGGUGUCAUUGAGGAAAUCCGAGAACUGGUGGCAGAGCUGAGAGAAGUCCAGGCUGGUCUUGACAAAGAAAAGCACAAGGCUAUCCCACCAAUCCCUAAAAUGUACCCCGAAGAAAUGCCAGAAAAGAAGUUAGAAUAUACAAGAGAAACCCUACUGGCCUUCAAAAAGGAAAUGGAAGUCAGAGCGAAAGAAGCCAAGGGUGGAGGUGGUGGGUUUGGAGGGUUUGGGGGAUUUGGUCCUGCUGACACGGCUAAGGACAAGGGAGGAUCACCAACCCCAAAACAUAGUACAAUAGUCAGUAACUCUAAGGGAGGAGAGGGUGAAGACUUGGAAGAAGUGGAUAUUUCUCCUCUAGAAAUUGAAAUGAAAGAAACCAUGGAAAUCAAGAUGAUCUACGAUCAAGAUCGGCUUCUGGAAAGAAUUCAGGAACUUUUGUUAAAUUUUGACGCUGAACUAAGACUGUUGCGCCACGACAAGUUUAAGCUGGAUAUAGUGAUGAAAAAUGCUGAUUUGAGGCAGGUAACUCUGUUUGAAGAAUUUGUUCUUCUAAAGGAGUACGAAAAGAGAGAGGAUGUAAUGGAAGCCAAGCUGUCUGGAAAACAACAGGAGAAACUGGAAAUGCAAGCUAAGAUUAUUGAGCUGCAAGGUAAGCAGGAAAUGAAGAAGAAGGAGAUUGAGAAGUUACAAGAGAGAGAGAAACAGUUAUAUGCCCAGUUCCAAGCCUCACUGGGAGACAACAAUAAAUUUGGUGACUAUCUGACAAAAGUAUUCAAGAAGAAGAUCAAGAGAGCCAAAAAGAAGGUCACAGAUGGAGAAGGUUCUGAUGAGGACAGUGAUGAAGAUUCUGAUGAUGAAUCUGACUGGGAUGAAGAUGAUGAAGAGUCUGAGGAAGAAGGGGGAUAUGACCUUGACAUAUGUCCACCUGGCUGUGAUCAGAAUAUCUAUGACAAUACUUGUCAACUGAGGGAGAAGAAAUUGGACAUUGAGGAAGCUCUUCAGGAAGAGAAGAAGAAUAAUGACACCUUAAAGAAAGAAAUAGAAAGCAACAACAAAAAACUCAAAGUUGUAGACAGUGCCCUCAAAGCUGCACAGAAUGACCUUGAGGCCUUCCAGUUAGAAAAGCAGGGGAAACUGAACGAGCUUGAUGUGGUGGUUACACUGAAGCUCCACCAGAUACAGUACAUGAUAAAUGGUGUGCUCCCCCAAGACCUGUCCCAGACUUUGGUGUUUGAAUCCCAUGGAGUUUCCAGACUACAGCACAGGAUCAAAGAGCUAGAACAUGAAAAACACUCGCAGAAGAAACACAUGAAGGAAUCAAGAAGAAAACAUGUACAGCUCAUUAAGGACAGAAAAGUGUUUGAUAGCAAGAUUUCAGAAAUGGAAGAACGCACCAAUGAAAUGAUGGUUGCAAAGUUUGGUAGAAUAGUGGAUUUAGAAAAGUUAGAAACAAUUACUGUUAAUAGGCAGAUUGAAGAGCUAAAAGAAAAACUACGUCUAACCGAAAUUCAAUGCGCAGAAGAAUUAGUGGUUUGGGAUCAAAAAGUAGCAGAUAAGAAAGCCAAAAUCACAGCACUCAUACGUGAUAAUACCAACAGACUAGACCAGCUAUGUAUGUUACUGAAUGAGAAAAAGUCAUUUGAAGGAGAAUUGGACUUCAGACAGAAGGACUCGGGCCAGGAGUUCACAGGUGCUAGGAAGGCAGACGUUAGAGAGAGACAGCGUUUGAUACAGCUGGUUCAGCUGCAGGCCCAGGAGAUUGAUGCUCUGAAGGAGGAAAUCAUGUUAUUAUCCAGGAAAGGAGGACACAUUCUGCCUCCUGCCCAGCCUCCUCUCCCCCAGAGUCCACCUAACAUGAGAGCUAUCAGCAACUGAUUGAAAUGCCGAUUUGUGAAACGAAACAUUUAAAAAAAGGAACUUCAUUUAAGCAUGGCAUAAAAUGAUGGGUUUUGGAGAAAUGAAAGCAAAUCACACAGCAUCUUAAUCUUAUUAGAUAUCAUAUGCUUUGCAAAGACUAAAUUAAGAUAUCUCCUUCCGUCCAUAUUGUGUCCUUGCAUUUACAGACUAUGAAGGACACAUGAUUUAAGUAGGAGUCUGUGUAGCCAUUCCAAGUUUGUACACUGUGAUAACAUUGUGUUUAACUUAUUCAUAUUUGUUAUUUACUAGUACUUUAUUUCAAAACAUCUGGAUUAUGAAAAAUGUGUAAUAUUUACCAAGUGUGCUUGAUUUAUUGAAUACACAAGUCAUAUCACUACAAAA
Molecule: messenger RNA, 7182 nt
Organism: Ostrea edulis (European flat oyster)
Lineage: Eukaryota; Metazoa; Mollusca; Bivalvia; Ostreida; Ostreidae
Product: cilia- and flagella-associated protein 44-like
Exons: 37
Coding region: 367-6798 (2143 amino acids)
Molecular function (GO): protein binding
Source: RefSeq, a predicted model, not a curated record